Messenger RNA from Microthlaspi erraticum, 777 nucleotides. The record is from the annotation of a GenBank genome assembly. Lineage: Eukaryota; Viridiplantae; Streptophyta; Magnoliopsida; Brassicales; Brassicaceae.
AUGGGAAGGGGUAGGGUUCAAUUGAAGAGGAUAGAGAACAAGAUCAAUAGACAGGUGACAUUCUCGAAAAGAAGAGCUGGUCUUUUGAAGAAAGCUCAUGAGAUCUCUGUUCUUUGUGAUGCUGAAGUUGCCCUUGUUGUCUUCUCCCAUAAGGGGAAACUCUUUGAAUACUCCACUGAUUCUUGUAUGGAGAAGAUACUUGAGCGGUAUGAGAGGUACUCUUACGCCGAGAGACAGCUUAUUGCACCUGAGUCCGACGUCAAUACGAACUGGUCCAUGGAGUAUAACAGGCUUAAGGCUAAGAUUGAGCUUUUGGAGAGAAACCAAAGGCAUUAUCUUGGAGAAGACUUGCAAGCAAUGAGCUCUAAGGAGCUCCAGAAUCUGGAGCAGCAGCUUGAUACUGCUCUUAAGCACAUCCGCUCUAGAAAAAACCAACUUAUGUACGAGUCCAUCAAUGAGCUCCAAAGAAAGGAGAAGGCCAUACAAGAGCAGAACAGCAUGCUUUCCAAACAGAUCAAGGAGAGGGAAAAGAUUCUAAGGGCACAACAAGAGCAGUGGGACCAGCAGAACCAUGGUCACAAUAUGCCGCCUCCUCCGCCGCAGCAGCAGCAGCAACAUCAAAUGCAGCAUCCUUACAUGCUCUCUCAUCAGCCAUCUCCUUUUCUCAACAUGGGUGGUCUAUAUCAAGAAGAAGAUCCAAUGGCAAUGAGGAGGAACGAUCUCGAUCUGUCUCUUGAGCCUGUUUACAACUGCAACCUUGGCUGCUUCGCCGCAUGA